AUGGAUGUUCAAGCAUGGUAUUUGAGAACUUCAAAGCUGGCUCUGGCCUUGGCAAUUAUCCGCUCAAAACCAGCAGAAAAAAGUAGCAGAGAAUACACAAAGUACCUUGCAAUGUUAGUGUCUGAGCAGGAUUCGAAGUGGAGAUCAAAAGUCGAAGCCUUGGAAGCUGAAGUUCUGCAAUUGCGUCAAAAACUUCUUCUAAGCAGGAUUUGUUCAGGAUCCUCUGAGAGUGGAAAUGUAUCUUUGCAGUUGCAGGCUCAGGAACCUGGAAGUUCUGAAAAUACAUUAACUCUGAUGGAAGAUUCUGGGUGUGAUCUAUUAAAUGAGGAGAGAACUGAACCUUCAGAGCUGUCCCAGCAUUCUGUGGAGAGCUGCACUCCCACACUCUUUCCACCACUGCCUCUUAUGAAAAGACCUUGUGCUGUCGUGGAAAAUCCUCUGUCUUCUCACAUGCAAUUCUUUCAACAUCUGCUUGAACUGAAGAACUUGACGGAAUCAGGUGAUCUGAAAACAGACUUAACCCACUUUGAAAAAGACUUGUCUACAGUCUCUGAUUCUGUUCUUCGGUUGCUUGAUGGCCUGAUCACUUUUUACCAUAAUCCUACACUUCCUUUUUCAAGCUUUUGGACAGAAGCUAUUGGUACUUUAGCUAGACUGAUCAGUGAUUAUAACUUAUCUAAUCAUAUUCUUAAAAACUGUUCCAAGAAGUUGGAAGAAUUUGAGAAAACCCUACUACAGGUUAUUUUAGGGAACCAUCAUAUAAAUCGGUUUCAGGUGCAGCAUUAUGUCUCUCAGAGUCUGGUAACCCUGGGAAGUUGCAACUUGUUGAGAAAAUCCAUUAUCUCUCUGCUUCUAUCAGAAGUAAACAGCUUUGCUGAUGAUCUGGGAGCCAUCAGUCAGGUGCAAGCCAGUUAUGAUGUGACUCGCUAUGAAAAUAUUUGCUCCCUGUUCUGGGUUCUGGAGCAGCUUCUCCAAAAGGAAACCAAGGAAGACAGCACUUCAUGUAUAGGGCAUGAUGACAAAGAAAUCAAGAAAUUUCUUCAGAAGCGUGAUGAAACUAUUUUCCAACUUUCUGAUACAUUUCCUUUAUUUACUUUUUAUUUAUGGAGACUGGGAAUUCUCUUGAACGCAGCAGAGAUAGAAACUGUUGAAAAUAACUCACUUUCUUAG
Molecule: messenger RNA, 1170 nt
Organism: Cynocephalus volans (Philippine flying lemur)
Lineage: Eukaryota; Metazoa; Chordata; Mammalia; Dermoptera; Cynocephalidae
Gene: MEI4
Product: meiotic double-stranded break formation protein 4
Exons: 4
Coding region: 1-1170 (389 amino acids)
Biological process (GO): homologous chromosome pairing at meiosis; meiotic DNA double-strand break formation; oogenesis
Cellular component (GO): lateral element
Source: RefSeq, a predicted model, not a curated record